Messenger RNA from Metopolophium dirhodum (rose-grain aphid), 1175 nucleotides. RefSeq names its product small ribosomal subunit protein mS40 (gene mRpS18B). Gene Ontology annotation, cellular component: mitochondrion; ribosome. Lineage: Eukaryota; Metazoa; Arthropoda; Insecta; Hemiptera; Aphididae. The record is from RefSeq and is a predicted model, not a curated record. Bases 103 to 687 code for a protein of 194 amino acids. Gene Ontology annotation, molecular function: structural constituent of ribosome. The transcript is spliced from 5 exons. Gene Ontology annotation, biological process: mitochondrial translation.
ACAACGAGUGAGCCAGAAACACAUUUUUUUACAAUAUUUUUUGUUACAUAUUUUCGAUAUAAUUUAUUAUUUGAGUUGCUAGGUUUUAAGUACACUAUAACAAUGUUUUUGAACACUAUUCGUACAUUGUCGUCUACACUUUUCAAAGCAUCAAGUGGUCUAUCAACCGGCAACCACAUUGUGCCAAAAAACGGAAGAAAUGUCUACACAAACGUGGUCAAAUAUAAUGAAUUGUCAACUAAAGAUGAAAUGCAACGAGAUUCUCCGAAAGAUAGGUCGACUGUGAUUCCUGCCGAAACAAGUAUUGAAUAUCUAAAAAGUGAUGCAUACAAAUCCACUUAUGGAAAUAAUCCUGUUUGGAAAGAAUAUCGCCGUAAUCACAAAGGAAGUAUUCCACCAAGAAAAACUAGGAAAAUGUGUAUUAGAUCUGAUAUGAUUGCAACUGGUAAUCCAUGUCCAGUAUGUCGUGACGAAUACCUCAUACUCGACUACAGAAAUGUGGAUUUGCUCAAACAAUUCAUAUCUCCUUAUUCUGGAAAACUGUUAUCCUAUAAAUUAACUGGAAUUUGCCAAAAACAACAUGAAAAUUUGAUAGUUGCCGUAAAAAAAGCCAAAGACUGGGGAUUCAUUAAAUUUGAUCUUCCAAUCAAGCAUUACAAUUAUGAUGAAUUUAAAAAUUCAAAUUAGUGUAAUGUGGCAUACAUAAAUGAUGUAACUGAACUUAUACAGAAAUAUGAGUUGGAUUUUUUAGAUGCACAUUCUUAUACUAGUAUAACUUGUUUUAUUAGUAUUAAUUAUAAUAUUUUCUUACUAUGUUUAAGUUAAUUGAAUCACAUUAAAUAUGAGAUAAAUUAUGUUUACAAUAUACACAAAUAAGAAAUAACUCUGUUACUACAAUAUUUAAAUUUGUGUGAGCAGUCAAUCUAUAAUCAAAUAAAUACAUAUAAAAUAAAAGGUCUAUUAAAAUUUAAUAUUAUUUUAUACAUCUUAUAAUAUUUAAUUGUAUUUUAAACUUAUUAAUGAUAAAUAUUAAUAUAAAAAUUACAAUAUAAAUAAAUGAAUGAAUAUUUAUAAUCAAUGAAGUUUAUUCAAAAGUAUUUUGUAUGGAUUGAAUGUUGAUAUUUAAUUUAUAAAAACAAUAUUGUCCAUCAGUCAUAGUAAUAUUAAUAGUCUCA